UGACGUAAAAAUGCUUGCCGUUUAUUUUUUAAUAAUUUCCGUUGCGGCUAUUGCAUCAGGAUCGCCAAUUGACAAUUAUCCACCAAAACAGGAUUGCAAUAGCUCAAAAGAAAUAAGAGUGAGAUGUGGAGCAUUUUGUCCAGCUACUUGUAGCGGAAAAGAAGCAGCACAACAAUGCCUUGCAGUUUGUGUGCCUAAUGUUUGCGAAUGUCUUCCAGGGUACUUAAGGAAUGAUAUCACAUGGAAAUGUGUUUUACCCUGCGAUUGUCCAAAAAUCAAGGAGAAUGAUGAAAAAUAAAAAUUUCAAAAGCCUAGAUAUUUAUUUUUCUUCUCAUUAUGAAUCAUACAACACAAUGUAAUUUUUGA
Molecule: messenger RNA, 366 nt
Organism: Belonocnema kinseyi
Lineage: Eukaryota; Metazoa; Arthropoda; Insecta; Hymenoptera; Cynipidae
Product: accessory gland protein Acp62F-like
Exons: 3
Coding region: 11-298 (95 amino acids)
Source: RefSeq, a predicted model, not a curated record